Verruconis gallopava is the source of this 893-nucleotide messenger RNA. RefSeq lists its product as uncharacterized. The coding region runs from base 249 to 815 and encodes 188 amino acids. The transcript has a single exon. The record is from RefSeq and is a predicted model, not a curated record. Lineage: Eukaryota; Fungi; Ascomycota; Dothideomycetes; Venturiales; Sympoventuriaceae.
GCCCGACUCAGAGUGUGGCCAUACGAUCGACACCAUGGAUACCUGCAGUCGUAUUGAAUUGAUUAGUAUUUCUUAGAUCUGUCGGGUAGGAGCAACGUCCUUCUUUCAAAAACUUUUCGUCUUUAGUCUCGUCGUCGCUCCCUUGCAAUUUUUUUGUUUUUUAGUAUUUUAAUCUUCAUCUAUACUCCGUGCGUUUGCGGAGAUAUCUCGUCGUACGUCACUUUACCGUUGAACUUUCUACGCGAAUCAUGGUCCAAAGCUUCCUCGGAAUCGCCUUGCUCCUGGCAGCCGUACGCGCUCAGGUCUCAACUGUUUCCCUCCUGCUGCUGGACACAGAUCCACAGACGCUCGUCGCAUCCGUCAUUAGCGCAAACCCUUCCACAACCACCUACCUCGUUGGCUGUCCUACUGGUACCGACCAGAACGACUGUGGGUACAAUCCGCCAGAGACCGUCAUCCACGCUGGUAGCGUGUAUGGCGCGUCCGUCACGGCUGGCGAGGAGCAAUUCACCAUGAGCUACGAGUGCACCGUGUACACGACUAGCGGUAGCAGCGCCGUGUGUACGACGAGCGCGGGAGGCGCAUCGGCGAACUUCCCUGGUGUGUCGACGACGACGGUGACGGGCACUGAUGUGUCAUUCCUGCCCGUCACAGUGACAUCCGGCGCAAGUCUGCUGGCGAGCUCGACGGCGGCGAAAGCGACGAGCGAGGCUGCCUCUGCGGGUGCGGGAAGCACGACUUCGCCUAACAGCGCACCCACCGUUGGGGUUGGUAUGGGAAUCGCUGGAUUGGCGGCGGUGGUUGUGGCGCUGUAGGGAAGAGUCGCUGGUUGUCAUUAUCCUCCCAAUUCCGAAGAAGAAGAAGAAGAAGAAGAAGAAGAAGAAGAAGAAGAA